This is a messenger RNA of Cutaneotrichosporon cavernicola, 399 nucleotides long. RefSeq lists its product as uncharacterized. The transcript is spliced from 3 exons. NCBI's taxonomy places the organism in Eukaryota, Fungi, Basidiomycota, Tremellomycetes, Trichosporonales, Trichosporonaceae. The coding region runs from base 1 to 399 and encodes 132 amino acids. The record is from RefSeq and is a predicted model, not a curated record.
AUGUCCAACGAGGUCCUCACUAUUAUCUGGCGCCCCCAUGAGCACGCCGAGGAGUACCUGAUCUUCGUCGACGACGAGAAGGAGUUCAAGGAGUGGCGCGAGCAGCCCGAGGGCGGCAAGUCGAUUGCUCUCUCCCGUUUCAUUGGCAACUUCUCCGUUUACAAGAGCAACACCGGAGGCGUGACCGGCGUCCUCCAGCCCAUCUCGCGUAUGGAGCUCGAGACCGCCUUCUUCGGCGACGACAAGAAGGUCAAGGACAAGUCUGUCGAGGCUGUCAUCCAGUUGAUCCUCCAGAACGGCCGCGAGCAGAAGCAACAAUUCAAGGCCAAUGAGCGCUCCGACUUUAACACGUCGCGCGGUGCUGCCGGCGACAACCACCCAGGUACCCAGCGCCGCUAA